GCGUUAGGUAGGCGACUGCAACCGUUAAUCUCGUAUGUGUCGCGAUUUAAGUUCGAUUAAUCAGUCGAGCUCUGAGAUGAAGAUCGGAUGGUUGUACGAGGAGUGAAAUCGCGGUUCACUUGGAUUUUUCCGGGCAUUCGGGCGUCGGGUUAGCGAUUUUAUGUGUUCAAGAUGUGAGAGAAAACUUUCGCGACUUUCUUACAGUUUUUCGAAAAGAAGUUGUACUUGUAGUAGAAGAUGAGUUGCCAGCACACAUCGCAUCACUCUCACGUGUUAACAGUGCCCCAGAGCACUUUCUGCGAAUCUCCAACGGCCCUCGUCGAUUCUCACCUUCAUGCCCAUCAUCAGCAUCGUCACCACAAUCUUCACCAGCAGUCAUCACCCGAGUCGCUUUUGUCGCGGCUUCAGCGAAGGCGACGAGUGCCGCACCUUCACCAGAGCGUCUCUGCUCAGCAGCUGUCGUUGCCGUCUCCGCCGCCUCGACAUCAGCGUCAGCAGAAGCAGCAACAAUUGCAGCUGAAAUUCCGAGAGCAAUUCGAGCAGCAGAGCUUGCAAAAGCAGCAGUGGCAGCAAGUUCAACAAUGGCAACAACAGGCCCAACAGUGGCAACAGUGCCAGAAGUGCAGCGUGCUGCAAGAGCAUCAUCAUCAUGAUCACGGGGACGCGCCAAGGUUCGCGGUAAACGAUAGCGGCGCCUCGAAUUUCCCCAAUAAUUUACAGCGACGUGUGUCGCUCGGAAGUUUUUCGCCCUCGCAGCUACGCCAGAGUGCUGAAGUUAAAACACAGGCCGUGCAGCGAGAGUACGAGUACAUUACUUUACAAGUGCAGGAAAAUGAUACGACGCAAUACUUGAACCUGCAGUUUUCUCAGCAGAACCAUCAGUACCAGCAGAAGAGUGUCUACAAGCUUUUUGACGACGACUCUGCUGUCAGUAAAGGAUUUUUUUCGCGAGAUGCGCCAGCCAAAGAGUCUGAUGCAGUAGCGCCUACUACGUCUUUUUCGUAUUUUAAUCAUAAUAGCGUAAAAGAGCAGUCGACACUGCUGUCGGAACUGUCUCUAGAUUUUCUUUCUGGUUUCGAGCAGUUUUCAUUGGACGGAGAGAUUGAUUUUUUGAAAACUAGCGAGUCAAUAAAGGAAGACAAAGUGAACACUUUUUCUUAUUUUACUGCACAAUCGAAUGUCAAUUUUGUGCAGCCUACUAUUAUUUGUAGCACGAACGUCGAUCGUUUUAUAAAUCCACUUGAAGCAGCACCGGAUAUUUGCCAGGAUGCGCGUCCUGGAUCCGCUUAUUACAAAAUAACUAUCUCGACUAGAUCUGAUGCGGUUUUGAAUGAAAGUAAAGAUUCUCAAGAUAAAAGCGCUACUGAAACGAGGUUGUGUGGAUUGAAUAAACUACAAGUAUUUAGCGAAAUUCAAAAUUUGGAGUUGCUCACUUCUCCGAAAUUUAACGACUUUCCGCAAGAUUUAAAAGAGUAUUUACGAUCGGAGAGAAUGAUUCUGGCAGAUGUGCGAUCCAUUAUUGCUAGUGAGAAUUCGGAUAUCUUGCAGUCGUGCAAUGAAAAUAACGAGGAGAAAAAAGCAACAGUAGAGGUACGUUCAUUGGAGAACAAAACGUAUGCCAAUAUACUGCAAUCCGUUCCUCGGUAUGACUUGAACUCGAGCCCAACAAGUGACGAGCAUAGUUGCGACAUGAAACCACUGCAAGCUACCAGAAGAAAUAAUCGUAGAUCAAAAUUUACUAACAGUCGUCAUCAUGCAAAUAAUUUGAAAAAUGGGAUGAAGACAAAUCACAAUGAAACGUCAAACUCAGCUUUAGCAUUAGAAAAAAGGAAGAGAACAAAAGUUCCUUACAAAUUCAGAAAGCAGAGCAAUAACAAUAAGAAUUCGAAAAUUUACAAUGACUCGUGGCGAGUAGAGACGUUGUCGGGUAAGAAGCGCAAUUAAUAAUUAUGCAAUAGAUAAAGUCGUUACUUAAGAUUAUGCGCGUGAUUCUAAAGUAGGUUUUGAUAAUGUGUUACAAAUUGCAAUUUACAAUUAUUACGUGUUUAUUGUACGGUUCGGAUGUAAAUAGAAGAGGCAACAUUCUUAAAAUAUUAUUGAUUAAAGUGCACACAAAGUAUA
Messenger RNA from Nasonia vitripennis (jewel wasp), 2121 nucleotides. RefSeq names its product putative mediator of RNA polymerase II transcription subunit 26. The record is from RefSeq and is a predicted model, not a curated record. Lineage: Eukaryota; Metazoa; Arthropoda; Insecta; Hymenoptera; Pteromalidae. The transcript has 6 exons. The coding region runs from base 238 to 1944 and encodes 568 amino acids.